AUGGCGAGCAUGCACCAUGGGCAGUCGCACGACCUGCAUGACGACGAUUCUCUUCUAGACGACGACCUGAUCGAAGCCGAUGACGCUAUCGAAGCCGAUGACCCCCUGCACGAGACCUCCGACACAGCCCCUCUCCGAGGCAACAUUGAAUCCGACUCCGGUUCGCGAGGUGGUCGAUCAGGCUAUGGAAACUAUCUCACAUCCUCAAUCCCUGGAGAAGAUCGUCGUGCGACCCAAAAUACCAUCGAUGAGACCGUCUGGGCCACUUUGUCGCGCGACCUGGUUGCCGUCGGGGAGAAGAUGCGCCAGGUGCUGUGGCCGAAGUACCUCCUGGGAGGCAUGAUGCAACGCGGUGGCGGUGGUAUCGGUGGUGCUGCAGAGAGAGGCGAGGCCUCUGGAUUCGGGAAUAACCUGCGUGGGCUCGUUGGACGCUGGCCGGAUGCCGAUGUGGUCUUGCAGGGUGGAAUGAGCGAUGGGCUGCGCGACUGGGACCUGUGGGGCCCGCUGGUCUUUUGCUUGGUACUGAGCUUGUUUUUGUCGAUCGCCAAGGGCGACCAAUCAUCACUGGUCUUCUCGGGUGUUUUUUGCAUUGUUUGGAUUGGAGAGGCAGCCGUGACUCUUCAGAUCAAGCUUCUGGGUGGUAAAAUCUCUUUCUUCCAGUCGAUCUGCAUUAUCGGUUACACACUCUUUCCACUUGUUAUCGCUGCCCUUCUCAGUGCACUUGGUUUACCCACUAUCGCCAGAAUACCUGUUUAUCUCGUUCUCGUGGCCUGGUCGCUAGCGGCAGGAGUGAGUAUCUUGGGCGGCUCAGGUGUUGUUCGGAACCGAGUAGGCAUUGCCGUAUACCCACUCUUUGUGUUCUAUAUUGCGAUUGGAUGUCUCUGUUUCAUUAGUUAA
Molecule: messenger RNA, 897 nt
Organism: Penicillium odoratum
Lineage: Eukaryota; Fungi; Ascomycota; Eurotiomycetes; Eurotiales; Aspergillaceae
Product: Yip1 domain protein
Exons: 4
Coding region: 1-897 (298 amino acids)
Biological process (GO): endoplasmic reticulum to Golgi vesicle-mediated transport
Cellular component (GO): trans-Golgi network; membrane
Source: RefSeq, a predicted model, not a curated record